GCAGUACGCACGACAUGCUGAAGAAUGAAAGCUGUCAGUUGGUAAAACGCUCGCGAGUAGUGCGCACCAAUUAAUAAACAUUAUAGUGCAUGUGCUCGAUAUUUUUCCUAUUUUGUGAAGUGAGAACUCUAAAACAUUUCUUAUUGUUUUAACCAUUUUGGAUGAAAGGCAAAAAUGAUGUGGAUUGACAACCAAAAAAUCACCUUGGACGAUACAGACGACAGCGAUUCUUUGAGUAGUGGCGAAGAAAUUCCAAUUUGGGUAAGGGGAGAGCAACGAUUCGUCUCGGGAAUAUCGGAGGAAACCACGUGUCAAGAUGUCAUCAACGUGCUUUUGCAGGACGAAGAAAACAGGGGACGCCCCACGGCAGUUACAGAAAAUUACUACAUAACAGAAAGAUGGCGCGGAGUCGAACAGCCACUAGAUCCGUUUUCUCCAAUUUUAGACAUUUGGAAUGCGUGGGGAAGAGCCCAAACGGAAGUUAAAAUCUCUUUGAGGAGAGUAAAAAGUGAUAGAAACAGAAGAUCGAGGUGUAAAUCUGAUUGUUCAGACAGAAGCGCAUGGAAAACCAUCCAUCCAAAGAGGCUAAACCAAAUGCAAAAUGAAAAUAAACCCUCGAGUACAGAAGAAUUACUCAAACUUGUAUUAGCACAAGGGGAAGUCAUUAAAAGACAAUUAAAAAAACUCAGACAUAGUGAGCAUCAAAUAGGUUGCCUGGAAGACAAAACUCACAGAGCUAGAAUACGCAAACAUGGCAGCAAUUAUCUUCUGGAAACCUACCUAAAAAGUCUAUCGGAAGCUGUCCGACCCGAUUGCGAGAACCUUGGCGUCGACAAAAACAGCGACAGCGGUGUUAUGACCGAAGGCGACAGCGAACAAUCAAAUUCAAAGGACAAAAAUACACAUGCAGAGAGUAUAGGAAGAUACAGCCCAACCUCUGAAGAUUUCAAAGAGAUUAAAGAUGAAGAUACGAGCUCCACUCUAAGUGAAGCUACAGUGGUGGAACAAGUAGAAUUACUGGAGAAAAUAGCCAAAUUAAAUAAACGCCUCCUAAGAGAGGAAGAAUCCUUGGUUCGUCUAGAAAUAAACUUAAAAAAAUACGACAAAGAAAAAGAUGAGGAAAUUACGAAGAACCUCUCCAAAUUGCGUACAGACAUGACCAAAAGUUCUUGCGAAAUGCAGCAUAAUGAAGUGGUUUUGGAAGAAACCACCGAUCUUCUUCAAAAGCGAAGAAAUUUUCUGGAAGCUUUACACAGCGACAUCCUGCACGAAGAGCAGGAAUACGAAAUGCUGCAGGCGUUACUCUACAGCAGUACGCCCCAAAAAUAUAAAAAGGAGACCAUCCCAAGAAAUUUAUAUCAAACCAAAGAAAUGUUAGAUACCUUAGUUUAAUGUUUAUUAGUUAAGUUUUUGAGUUCUGUACCAAAUAUUAAGUACCUAAUUGAUUUUAUUUCUAGUUUAUUGUCAUUGUUAGUUGUUGACUAAAGAAUAUA
Messenger RNA from Brassicogethes aeneus, 1493 nucleotides. The record is from the annotation of a GenBank genome assembly. Lineage: Eukaryota; Metazoa; Arthropoda; Insecta; Coleoptera; Nitidulidae.